AUGGAGCGCACCUGGUCCACCGACUCGGUAUCGUCCAUACCGGAUUACUCGCUUCCAGACCCGACACGUCUGCGCAAGGCUGCUCGCAGACUCUCGAACCAGGCUUCCCACCAGGGCGCCAGGGAAUGGAGAAAGUCACGCCCACAUCAUUCGACCGGCGGUGCAGCCUCACAUAUCCAGACCAAUGGAAACGGCUACAACGCCAAUGGCAGCAGCACCAACGCUGGUAACAACCUUCACCCUUACUCUGCCACCAACGCCAAAGCCGGCCCAUCCUCGCGUCGACUCAGCCAUGACACCUCGGCCACUUCCAGUGCACAAGCCCCUUCGCCCGGUAGCAUCCGCAGACGCAACAUCCUCGACUCUGCUGCCGCUGUCGCUGUGUCCAAACAGAGCGCAUUCGAUUCUAGGAACAACCGCCACUCGUUCGCCGCUUAUUCACCCAAUUGGUCUCCACAGCCGGCCUCUUCGCCUGCUUCCAGCACCUCAGCCUGGCCUGCCGCCGAUCCAGACUUUUCGGGCUCCUCCACCGACCGUCCAGCUCGCAGACGUCGCUCUGCCACUGUCGCUUCCAAGGAGGCUUACUCGGCUGAUCCUUCUGCCGACGGCGGAGGCGGAUACGCAUCCAGCAGUGACCAACACUCGUCAGGCUCCGACUAUGAGCCUUUUGACUGGGAUAUCGGUCGUAAGCGGUCCAGCCAUGAUCAUCCGCGUUCCAUGCUGUCCGAUCAUUUCUCGUUCAAACCGCCCAACAACUCGGGACACGCCAGCAACAAUCAUACAAUAGCGUCAGCUACCGCUGCAGCCUGGCGUUCUUCCGCGUCUACUUCUCCACCGCUUCAAGCUGCAUCAGGCUCGGUCAACGACUGGCGUUCCUCGUCUCGCACUGCCCACAACAUCAAUGGCAAGAGGCGCUCGCCCCGCAAACGCUCACAGCAAUCACCCUCCGGUUCCUCUGCCAACCUGCACGCCACUUUUCGAUCAGCGCCGCGACCCAAUCGCGAUUCCAUCCUCUCCCGCGCCAUCGGAGCAGCGGGGUCACUCACCUCCUCUAACAAUGCAGACACUGCAAUGCCAUCUGGCUCUGCGCCAUCAUCAGCAGCCCAGCAGGUCACAGCGCAACACAUUCCUCGACAGCUGCAACGCCAUCUCGUGCAGGCUUUACAUCCCACUGGCGACGUCUCCGUAUAA
Molecule: messenger RNA, 1191 nt
Organism: Sporisorium graminicola
Lineage: Eukaryota; Fungi; Basidiomycota; Ustilaginomycetes; Ustilaginales; Ustilaginaceae
Exons: 2
Coding region: 1-1191 (396 amino acids)
Source: RefSeq, a predicted model, not a curated record